Molecule: messenger RNA, 331 nt
Organism: Geodia barretti
Lineage: Eukaryota; Metazoa; Porifera; Demospongiae; Tetractinellida; Geodiidae
Source: the annotation of a GenBank genome assembly
AUAGCACCGACAAUGUUCUCUUCUCAACUCUUGUACAUUUCGAUAGAAUUGAUGAGAAUUUUGCAAACAUGACAAUUAGUCUAACAGUGGCAACAUCUGGCAUGAGAAAUGGAACAAAUGUCACUUGCAUUACUUUAGUUGGGAAUGAUGUGUGUAACAUGACUGCUACCAUCUAUGUUACAGAUGUGCCUAAAUCUAUUAAAGCAGUAGGUCGUUGUAAACCGAGAGAAGGACACAGUAGUACUAGAGCUAGGAGAUAUGUUUGAUGGAGGAGGAGUUCCAAUUGAUCACUACAUUAUUCAAGUGGACAAUGGCACACAGUUGGAAACUC